This is a messenger RNA of Calliphora vicina (urban bluebottle blowfly), 805 nucleotides long. Its product is annotated as trypsin beta. The record is from RefSeq and is a predicted model, not a curated record. Gene Ontology annotation, biological process: proteolysis. The coding region runs from base 7 to 762 and encodes 251 amino acids. The transcript is spliced from 2 exons. Gene Ontology annotation, molecular function: serine-type endopeptidase activity. NCBI's taxonomy places the organism in Eukaryota, Metazoa, Arthropoda, Insecta, Diptera, Calliphoridae.
AACGCAAUGGCAAGUAGUCGAAGAAUUUUUGUUUUUUUAGGUCUUUUAAUGACCAUAGUGUGUACUGAAGCCAUACCAAGUUCUAGGAUUUUAGGCGGUAUCGAUGCUUCAACUGGCCAAUAUCCAUGGGUAGCUUCUAUACGCGUAGAUGGUGCUCAUGCUUGCGUGGGAUCUGUAAUAAAUGAAGAAUUUAUUGUUACUGCUGCUCAUUGCGUUUCAUCGUUGGGUGCCACAUCAAUUGAUAGUAUUCGUGUAACUGCCCGUGUUGGCAGUGUUAAUCAAUUUGCUGGCGGACAAAUUGUGAAAAUUAAAUCAAUUGUUAUUAAUCCUUCGUACGGAAAUUUCUUGCAUGAUAUUGCUCUUUUAAGGGUGGACCAACCUUUAGUAUUCAGUGAUAAAAUUAAUAAAAUUUUGCUGGCCAGCGAUGAAGAUGUCAUUGAAGAGGGUACAUCAGUAUCAGUCACUGGGUGGGGUUUGCAGGAAAGCGGAUCAUCUCCAUAUAAACUUCAAUAUGCAACAAUGUCUGUUUUGAGUGGCCCAGAAUGUGAACUCCAAGCUGGAUACGGUUAUAAUUCAGUCAUAUGCUUGCAACAUUCUGAAAAUAAGGGAAUCUGUCGUGGAGAUGAUGGUGCCGGUGUUGUUGCUGGUGACAAAUUAGUAGGUGUGGCAAGUUUUUCCUUCGGAAGUUGUGGCACUAAAUAUCCUGAUAUAUCCAGCAAAAUUUCCUACUACAGUUCAUGGAUUAACAGUGUCAUUGCAUAGAAUUUACAUAUAAUAAUUUAAUAAAAUCGGUGACAUAAAGUAC